Molecule: messenger RNA, 1810 nt
Organism: Eriocheir sinensis (Chinese mitten crab)
Lineage: Eukaryota; Metazoa; Arthropoda; Malacostraca; Decapoda; Varunidae
Product: peroxisomal membrane protein 2-like
Exons: 7
Coding region: 495-1049 (184 amino acids)
Cellular component (GO): cytoplasm; membrane
Source: RefSeq, a predicted model, not a curated record
GGACUUGUUAGUGUGUCUUGUCAUUAAUUAGUGCUGCCAUUGGACCUUCUAAGCACCACCAGGGAGUCUGACCACCAUUGAACAUCUGUGAAAAAGCCUGUCAAGAAAUAUAAAGCCGAGUCAUCAGUUGGCAACCCACAUUAGCCCAAGGUGAAGGGAGGUGCUGGGGAGGACUUGUUAGUGUGUCUUGUCAUUAAUUAGUGCUGCCAUUGGACCUUCUAAGCACCACCAGGAAGUCUGACCACCAUUGAACAUCUGUGAGCAAGCCUGUCAAGAAAUAUAAAGCCGAGUCAUCAGUUGGCAACCCUCACUAGCCCAAGGUGAAGGGAGGCUGCUGGAGGUGCUAAGGAGGACAGUUUUGACUUCUGAGUGCUGUGGUGAGUCUGAUUAGUGCUGAUUCUGUCACUACAAGCCCUCAGCACCACUAGACAGCUCUGUGGAGGAAUAGAACCUGUCAAACACCUGUGGAUCCUGCCCUACGGUAGCGGCCGAGGAUGGCGGCGUUGAUGCUGCUGCAGAAGGGCCUCGUCUCGUACAAUGAGAGUCUGUCCACCCGGCCGCUGGUCACCAAGGCAUGCACCAGCGCGGUGACGACGGGCCUCGGAGACUUACUGGGCCAGGUCAUCGCUCGCCAGCAUCGCAUCAACCUGCACAGCAUUGCCCGACACGCCACAUUCGGGCUGCUGGUGACGGGGCCGCUCGCACACCACUUCUACAGCCUCCUGGACCGAUGGGUGCCGCCGGGGGGGAAGGGAGCGGCCCUGAAGCGCCUCCUCCUUGACAGACUUGGCUUUGCCCCGCUGCUCCUCGUGCUGUACCUGUACCUCCUGGCGCGCAUGGAGGGGAAAAGUCACAGGUCCGCCCAGGGGGAGACGCGACACAAGAUAUGGCCGGCCCUCAAGAUGAACUGGAAGGUCUGGACGCCAAUACAGUUCAUCAACGUCAACUACAUCCCCCAGAAGUAUCGCUCGCUCUUCGGUAACGUCGUGGCGCUGUUCUGGGUCAUGUACAUCACCAACAAGAGGAGACAGGCUGCCAAGAAGGACUGAGGAGGAGUUGAAGGUAGAGAGAGAAGGAACGGAAGGGGAGGAGAAAGUCUUACCGUGUCAUAAAAUUAUUAGUAGUAGUUGUAGUAGUAGUUGUAGUAGUAGUAGUAGUAGAGGAGUAUGUUAUUGUAGUGCAUAUUGAAAUCCACUUUUUUGAUAUGGGUGUCAUAAGUAAGUUGUUUUGUAGUGAUUUGCUGUACUUACGAUGCUGUGAAAGGAAAGAGUUGUAUUAAUAGUAGUAGUAUUAGUAGUAGUAGUAGUAGUAAGGUAGAAUGUUGUAGUAGUGCAUAUCAAACUCCAUUUUUCAUAUAAGUGUUUUAAGUAUGUUCUAAAGUACUUAUGAUGCUGUGAAGAAUGUGCUGAAUGGUAAAAGUAUUAGUAUUAGUAAUAGUAGUAGUAGUAGUAAUUAAAGAAUAUUGAAGCAGUGAAUAUCAAACUCCAUUUCUUAUAUAAGUGUUCUAAGUAAUACCUUCUAUAGUUCUUAAGAUGCUAUGAAGAACCCGCUCAGACACUGCCCGGGGAUAUAUAUUUUGAGAGUAAUUCAUCUAUAGAGUGUUUGUAUUACUCCUGUACUAAGAACCAGUGGAAUAUAUUUUUGUAAACUCUAUGUAGCAAUGUAGUAGUAGUAGUAGUAGCAGUAGUAGUAGUAGUAGUAGUAGUAGUAGUAGUAGUAGUAGUAGUAUGAUUUUAGUGUGUAGAAAUCGUGUUCGUCUUUACGUAUAUAUUUUUUUGAGUGUUGAUAUAAUAGAAAUGUUUUGCUUUGG